GCAUGCGCAGUGUGUGAGCUUCCGCCUGCAGUAAUGGGACUUUUAAGGCAGUAAACAGGGAAACUCCGCUGUGUUUUAUGAUUAUCUGUAUCGUGUGAAGAAGAUCUGAGCUGAGUUUUAGCGCGAUGGGGUCCGCGGAGCUGCGGGCGGAGCUGGAGAGUUUACUGAAGUCUCUGAGUAUUGAGUGGGUCUGUGUGGAUCACCCGGAGGUUUUCACUGUGGAGGAGAUGAUGCCGCAUGUGGAGCAUCUCAGUGGGGCUGUCACUAAAAACCUCUUUUUGAAAGACAAGAAGAAAAAGGGUCUGUGGCUCGUCUCUGUUCGUCAUGACCGUCAGGUUAACCUCAAUGACCUGGCCAAGAAACUGGGCGUAGGCAGUGGUAACCUGCGCUUUGCUGAUGAAGCGGCUAUGAUGGAGAAACUGAAGGUGGGUCAAGGUUGUGCCACAGCCCUCGCUCUGUUCUGCGAUAAAGACCAGAGUGUGAAGUUCAUUAUGGACAGUGACCUGGCUAAUGGAGGCCAUGAGCGAGUGUACUUCCACCCUAUGACCAAUGCUGCCACCAUGGGACUGAAACCAGAUGACUUGAUGAAGUUUUUGAAAGAGACGGGACACGAGCCGGUUCUUCACAGCUUUGAGUAGAUCUGGGAUAUACAACUGUCUGUUACACAUACAAUAUGGACUGGUUCUUGGAAUAGGGAUUAAAGGAAGUUGUGGACAAUGCUCAACUUUUGUCUGGAAAAUGCUAUUAGUUGGUUUCCCCACACUGUAAAAAAUAAAACUAAUUACCUCCCUUAAAGUUGCUCUAACUAAAUAAUCUGUAUUGGCCAAAUUAUAGCUGAACCCUAGUUGAGGCCAAACCAGUUUGACUCUUUAGUUGUCCAGGGUCUACCAAGUUAUUCUGCAGGGGUUUUUACUGGAUGUUGGUUACAAUGUUUGCAUAUUGGGUGUGUCCUCCCAUUUCUCACUCUCCAUCAGGGUGUAAUCAUUCUCCACAGGUUGCCUUCUCUUCAGAUGGGUGUGCUGCAUGUGUUAUGUUAUAGUUACUUGCCUGACUUCAGUGUCGAAGGCUAUAAAAGCAAGUUGCUGUGAUGUCAAGUGUGACUAUAUGCUUGACAAAUCCAGCUGCAAGCUGAACCUGCUUCUAUGUGCCCAAAUGUCUAAUAGAAAUAAUUGAAUAGGAUGCUCUGAAGCAGCAGCAUUGGUUAAAUAAUUGUAAUAUCAGCAGUUGAGCUUAAUAUCAUUUCUGUCUCCUGGCAGAAUGCAAUAAAAUUCUCACAGCAACUUUUAGCAUAUAGCCGUUGCAUGACGUGCCUGAUGACAUAUUGUUAAUACAGCCCCAAUUAUUCCAAUGAUUUCGAAAGAAAUGGUAAGGUGUUUACAAACUUUUGGACAUGCAUGAUAUGGACAAAAGUAUUGGGACACUUGCUUAGUCUAAAAUCAAGGAUUUAUCCUGCUUCUGUUGGAGAAAAAUGCCUCUACUGUCCAAGGAAGUUUCUACUAAAUUUGUUUAGUAAAAUAUUCAUCUAUCUUAUCUCAUAAGAGCUGGAUAGAGUAGAACCAUUAUUUCAGAAAACAGCUCAAUACCGGAAAGGUUUAAAUCCCUCUAGUCUACAUCUGUCAUUAGGAUUGUUUCCAAUAGAUUCAUGUAUAUCUGCUACAGAUAGUCCUAUUCUAUUGACAAUACUUCUCUACAAAGACUGGCCAAUUUGUUAGUGUGCAUCUGCACAUUUGUAUCAGCAGUCAGCAAUGGGUAAAACUGCAGGGUUUCUUUAAAAUGUUGAUCACAGGUCGUUUUCUGUGCACUACAGCCAUUUUGAGGAAAGUUUCCCAUUGGCUCCUGUUUGCAUGUUGGGCGUGUCCACCCACCUCAUCGUCAGGGUGUAAUUAUUAUCCACAGGCUGCCUUCUCUUGGGGUUUAUUGGAACAUUUUAUAUAAUAGUUAACUGUCACAGUGUUCAAGGUUAUAAGAGUAAUUUACCAUGUUCUGUAUUGUUGACUAUAUGUUGGCUGGGUCCAACUUGUCACAUUUGUUUUAUUGCAAGCUUAUAUGAUUGACAAUAAAGACAGAUUUGUAAUUGUCA
Astyanax mexicanus (Mexican tetra) is the source of this 2080-nucleotide messenger RNA. RefSeq names its product prolyl-tRNA synthetase domain containing 1 (gene prorsd1). Gene Ontology annotation, molecular function: aminoacyl-tRNA deacylase activity. The coding region runs from base 126 to 638 and encodes 170 amino acids. The transcript is spliced from 2 exons. NCBI's taxonomy places the organism in Eukaryota, Metazoa, Chordata, Actinopteri, Characiformes, Acestrorhamphidae. The record is from RefSeq and is a predicted model, not a curated record.